Messenger RNA from Nanorana parkeri, 611 nucleotides. RefSeq names its product cytosolic 10-formyltetrahydrofolate dehydrogenase-like. Lineage: Eukaryota; Metazoa; Chordata; Amphibia; Anura; Dicroglossidae. Gene Ontology annotation, molecular function: formyltetrahydrofolate dehydrogenase activity; aldehyde dehydrogenase (NAD+) activity. The transcript is spliced from 5 exons. The annotation marks the transcript as partial. The record is from RefSeq and is a predicted model, not a curated record.
AUGGAGUUCAGCAUUGAUAUUAGUAGGAAAGAAAUAUGUUACUUUGUAUCCAGUUUUCCUUAUAUGUGCAGAUAUUUUGUCACCAUCUUACCUGGAGCCGGAUCUCUAAUUGGGCAACGGCUUUCUGACCACCCCCAUGUCAGGAAAUUAGGAUUCACUGGAUCCACCCCUAUAGGCAAGCAGAUCAUGAAAAGCUGUGCGGCGAGCAAUGUGAAGAAAGUGUCUCUGGAGCUGGGUGGGAAAUCUCCCCUUAUUAUCUUCUCAGACUGCGACCUGGACAAGGCCGUCCGAAUGGGAAUGAGCUCCGUCUUCUUCAACAAGGGGGAGAAUUGCAUUGCAGCUGGAAGACUGUUCGUUGAGUCGUCCAUUCAUGAUGAGUAUGUGCGGAGAGUGGUUGAAGAGGUGAAGAAGAUGAAGAUCGGGGACCCUCUAGACAGGUCUACAGACCACGGCCCUCAGAACCACAAAGCCCAUUUGGAUAAACUCCUCGAAUAUUGCCAGACGGGAGUGAAAGAGGGAGCCACACUGGUAUAUGGAGGACAGCAAGUCCCUAGACCAGGUACACUGACACCAAUUGAUAAACUAGACCUAGUAUCAGAUAUGUUCUUAUG